CUCGCUCUGUGUCUCUCUGAUCUUCAUUGAAAAUGAGCAAUCUGAGCAUGGUGGAGGCAAAGUUGCCACCAGGUUUUAGGUUCCAUCCAAGAGAUGAAGAACUGAUAUGUGAUUACUUGAUGAACAAGACGACAUGCUGUGACCAACCUCCGCUUAUGAUUGAAGUUGACCUCAACAAGUGCGAACCUUGGGACAUUCCUGAAACUGCAUGUGUGGGAGGCAAGGAGUGGUACUUCUACAGCCAGCGUGACCGGAAAUAUGCCACCGGACUACGAACAAACCGGGCCACGGUAUCAGGGUACUGGAAGGCUACCGGUAAGGACAGGCCAAUCAUCCGCAGAGGUACCCUAGUCGGGAUGAGGAAAACCUUGGUGUUCUACCAAGGGAGGGCACCCAAAGGAAGAAAAACAGAUUGGGUCAUGCACGAGUUCCGGCUUGAAGGACCCCUCGGGCCUCCUAAACUGUCUUCCGUCAAGCUGGAAGAUUGGGUAUUGUGCCGUCUGUUCUACAAGAAUAGAGAAGUUCCAGACAAACUAGGCAUGGGAAAUGGCGAUGAAGACACAAGCUCUUCGUCUCUUCCAGCGUUAAUGGAACCCUACAUCACUUAUGACCAAACUCAGACCAACGUUACUCAAUAUGAGCAAGUGCCCUGCUUCUCCAUUUUCACCCCAAACCCAACUUUCUCUCAGAUCAUUAAUAUUGACCCAAACGUUUGCACCAAAAUUACACCCAUCCUUGAAGGUAUGCCAGACCUUGGUACAUAUUUAGACCCUUCCUCUUGUGACAACAAGGUAAUAAAAUCUCUUUGGAAUCAUUUUACUAAGUUGGAUAGUAAUCCCAACAUGAAAGGUUCGCCAAGCUUUGGGGAGGGAAGUUCUGAGAAGUUAUUAUCUGAACUGGGUUUGUCCACGAUGUGGACCAAUUAGCAAGGAUUUCAUAGGGGUUUUCCCCAGGAAAGUUAUCUUAUUAUUACGGUACACUAGGCUUUGUAAUAUAUGGUGUUUAAACAGUCAGCAAUUUAUAUCUAUUUCCUAUACGGAAUGGAA
Molecule: messenger RNA, 1046 nt
Organism: Ilex paraguariensis (yerba mate)
Lineage: Eukaryota; Viridiplantae; Streptophyta; Magnoliopsida; Aquifoliales; Aquifoliaceae
Source: the annotation of a GenBank genome assembly